AUGCCUGCAAUCCCCCGUGUUGAUCGAAUUAAAAAUAUUUAUUCGGCUGCGAAAGCUUUAAAUUUUGGUUUUCGUUUGUCUGCUACAAAUCCACAGGCUGUUCUUUUUGAUGGAAUUUCUGGCCAUUUUCCGCAGCUUCAACGUGUUACUAUUCGUUUUUGUAAAAUAAGUGAACCAAGCGCCGGUCUUCGCAAUUAUAUAGAACAUUCACUUACCAAAUUUGCUUCAGAAAAUCCUUAUUGUUCAAUUUAUAUACUUCCCGUGCGAAAUACUACUCCAUCAAUUCGAGCGGAAUAUUCAAAUGGAAGAGAAGUUCAGUUAGACGCUAGGGAUUUUAGUAUGGAACAUACUUCUCUUUAUAUGAACUAUUUGAGGACAAGAAGUGGAUUGCCAAUUUAUAAAUUUGAAAACCCUCAAUUUUCCCCAACAAAAUCAAUCCAAGGAAUGUGGUCGCCAACAACAUGGCAAAAUACUGCCCAAAAUCUUUAUAGCUGUGGAGCUUUGCCUCAACAAGAAUUCUCUACACAUCUUGAAAAAUCGAAGGGAGCAACAGAAACUUUACAACAAAUGACGACAAAAGAAGUAUAG
Molecule: messenger RNA, 588 nt
Organism: Meloidogyne enterolobii
Lineage: Eukaryota; Metazoa; Nematoda; Chromadorea; Rhabditida; Meloidogynidae
Source: the annotation of a GenBank genome assembly